Molecule: messenger RNA, 264 nt
Organism: Eruca vesicaria subsp. sativa (arugula)
Lineage: Eukaryota; Viridiplantae; Streptophyta; Magnoliopsida; Brassicales; Brassicaceae
Source: the annotation of a GenBank genome assembly
AUGUUGAGAUACAGAAGUAGUGCGGCUCCGGAAAACUUGCUUCUUGAUGCUCAAGGAAAUCUGGAAGUCUGGUUUUGGAUUCAGCACCUUGUCCCAACAAGUCAUGAGUGGAUAUUAAUCUCUGAUUUUCUCAAAAAGGAUCUUGCUUUGUUUUUGAAAAAAAACUACAAGCCAGAACAGAAGCUUGUGAAGAAUAGUUUCAUCAUCAGGAAUCGAACCAAGAUCCACUCUCCUGAAGAUAUAUUGAGAGUCAAAGAAGAUUGA